AAGCCUGACGUCUCCUUCGGCGGUGAUUGCGUGGCGUGGCGAGGGGAAGCGAGGCGUCGGCAGUCACCAAGUGGCCGGCGUGUGGUGCGGUACGGUGCUGUGGAGUGGUGAGGUGUGGCGUGUACACUGAGCGAUGAGCAACUGCAACACGGGUGCGGGCGCCGCCAUCCUGUCAGCCCGCGCCGCCGCAGAAACAACACCUCUGCUCCGACCAGAUAGACAUGCUGAUGAUGGUGAUGAUGCCAGUGGAGAGAAUCAGAGUUCCAUUAACUGGAGACGUCACCUGAAGAUAAGAUGCACCAACUCAGCACAAAUUUUCAACAUUAUUGCUCUGAGCAUUAUACUCUUUGGUGGUGUUAUUGUAUCAGUCUGGCUGUAUAUCGACAGACCUGGUAACACGCAGUCCUGUGAUGAAAGAUGUAUGUUACAUUUAACCACACGUCAGGACUGGGGUGCUGAGCCACCCAGAAAAAACAUUUCUCAAGGGGCACGACCAGCAGUAUACGUCAUCAUCUCACACACUGUAACUUCCCCAUGUAAUUCAUCUGUAGCAUGCAAGUCUGAACUCAAGGCCAUGCAGUUAAAUAACUUCAAAAGAAAUUUUACUGACAUCAAGUACAGCUUUCUUGUUGGAGGAGAUGGGUUCACUUACGAAGGUCGUGGCUGGGAAGCUGAGAAUGCCAUUGCACCCCAUUUUGAUCCCACGUCUCUGGGAAUUGCCUUUAUUGGAAAUUUUGAGUCUGUUACUCCACCAGAAGAGCAGCUAAAUCAGGCAAAAUCAUUGAUACAAGAAGCUCUUUACCAACAAAAGCUUUCACAUGAUUACAAACUGGUGGCCCACCGACAAGUCGCUCACACAAACAGUCCUGGAUUUGCGUUAUUCAGUAUUAUCAAAACCUGGAAACACUGGGAAAAUUGUUACAUGGAGAGCUGUUGAUGUUGAGUUUUAAGAUAAUGUCUAUGGCUAGCAUAAAUUCAUUAAUGAAUCAUUUUAGGCACACAGUUGUGUUUAUUAAUAUUCAUUAAUUCAUUUAUUUCAUUUAUUUAUUUAUUUACUUAUUUCAUAGACAAGUGGUCACUGUCUACAAGUGUCUUUUAAAUCAUAUCUCACAUGGUUGUUAACUUUUGUUUUCUAGUUAAAAGGAAAAAAAGCAUGAAUUUGUAUUUUAUGAAUCAGUGUUCUGAUAGAAUUUCCCUCAGAACAAUUUUAUGAUUUUGGUACAGUAAUUCUAAAUACAGCCAAAACCUGAUAUAAACUUGGAUCUUAAACAAGACCUACAGGAAUUGCUUCAAGACAAAAUAUAUGGCCAAGCCUCAUAACAGCACCAUGUACUGUAAUUAUUAUGCAGCAUUAGAUGUAAGUAUGCCUGUAACCAACUGUCUACCAUCAUCCAUUGUCACCACCAAACUGUGUCUAACCACAAACUCAACUACCUAUUGACAGAACAUAGUGCACACGAUGACACCAAUUACUUCAGCAUUUAUUCCCAUACCCAUGCAAUUCGGAUCCUCUCAAGCAUGAUCUCAUCUGAAGUGCACAGGUGGGACUGUUCCUCUAGCACAUUUUCCAUUCCUGCAAUCCCCCUGUCCUUCCCCCAGUCCUAAAUCCCUAAUAAUUGUCAUUUUCAGUUGAGCAAAUACUUGAUAAUGAUGUGCUCUGUUACAUGUGUGUCUAUCGCCUAUCAGUCGUCUGUAGAUGAGAGGAUGCAUUUACACAUUUCAUGUGUUAGAAUAAAAUAAUUUAUUAUUUUAUUUGUAAUAAAACAGUUGUGAGAGUCUGUGACUGAAAACAUAUAUUGCUGUCAGUCAUAAUUUUUAACAAUAUCUUGAGAUGUUUGGGAUAUAAUUCUCAUUCUCAAGCACUUUUUCCCUUUUACAAAACUUUAUGAAAUUUGCUGUGCUUGAGCUAUUGCACUGUUCUGAAAACUCCACUGUAAUACAAGCGCAUGCUGCACAAACUCUUGGCAUCCUGGAGAUUCGAUUUUGUAGUGUUUUUGCAGUAGUGCACUCUAAAAGAGUCUGUAAAUUAUUCCAUAGAGCUUCAACAUUACAUGACAUCCGUUUUCUGACCUUCGUGUCAAAUUAAUCCCAUAAGAGUUCAAUGGAAUUUAAGUCAGAUGACUGACCUGACCAAAUCAUAUUCUUCAGUUCCCUGCAUUCCUUUUUUCUAUUGACACAAUUUAGAAGCAUAUUUUGCAUCACUGCCCUGCUUCAGAAUAAACCCACAACCUGUAAGUCUCCUGCCAGAUAGAACUGCACUGUUGAUCAGUAUUCUGUGACAUCCUUCCUUCUUUAAUGUUCAAUAAAUUCUCACUAGAUAACAGACUAUCAUCCACAAAACAUCCCCACACUACCCCUCCAGCAUGUUCUCCACAAAUUCAACGAAUAAACAUACAAUUAUGGCUUUCAAAUACUUUCAACUUAGAUUCGUCCAUGAAUAACACCUUGGACAGCUUUUUAUGUUUCUGUGUACAUUGCAAUCUUUUUAGCUUAUUUUGUUUGGCUACUGCAGACACUUGUAAACCUUGUGCAUGGAGAUGGUGCAUUGAGACAGAGAUUGGAGCUGCUCGCAUACUAUUUACUUCCUCGUGAAUUUCAGAUGCAAUACAAGUCCUCUGUCCUCUGACAUUUACCCUUCCAGAUCAUGAAACACUUGUAUUGACACCAGUUUUCUUGAACCACUGCAAUAUAUACAUCACUGUAGAUUGUACUAUGCAAACUUUUGUUACUAUAGUUCUACUAAAACAGCCUUCCUGAUGCAAAGCCUCAAUUGAGCAUGUUUUUCAAUUCCAGUCUCCUGCUUCCAUCCCAUUAGGAGGUAAUAUGGUAUGAACCUGAUCAGGUAAAAACACACUGCUAGGUGCACAGAGUGUAUUGUAAACUAAUGCACACAAUGUACUGCAAACUAAUGCAAACUGAAUGCUACACAGACAGCUGUGAAGGAAUAAGGCCUAUUCGAAUGAAACCAUCUCAGGUAAAGCCACAUUAUCAUUGUUGCAAAUACUCAUUGGUGCCCCUCUAAGUGAACAACCAUUCAAACACACAACACAGGUGCUUAGCCUUCAUAUGUUUACAAGUGUUUCAUCAGAGCGAGGAUACCACAGAAGAUUCAUGAUGGCAUCCCCAUUUUAACCACAAACUCAUACUUGUGAUGGGUGAUCGAAGUUUUUGACCUGCAUUGUAAUUUGGUUAUAUAAAAUAAGUAAUCACACACAUUUGUAGCAGUAAAUAUUUUGCUGAUGAACAUGAAACCACUAUAUGAUUACACUGCAUCACAUUAAUACUAAAUAGAGUUAGUACAUCUGGUAAUGACUGCUACAGUUCCUCUGUUAUUCAAAUGCAUGUUAAUGAAAAGCAACAGUGUAUUUUAUUUUAACACAGGGGAAAAAAUUGACAGGAAUGAAAAAGGUACUAAAGGUAUUUAUUCAAACUUAAAACUUCCAGUUUCUGUGAACACACACAAUGUACUUAAAAUGAGUGAAGAUUGAUUAAUAUAUUAGUACCAUUAGCUUUAAUCAAAUUAAAUUACAUUGAUUUUCUUUUUUUUUUUUUUCUUGAAAAGGAGAAGACAAGCAACUGGAAUUAAAACUUCAUGCAUGUCAUGUAUAUUUUGAGCACCAAAUAAAACUAGAAGAAAAAUAUUGUAAAUAACAUAACAAAAAUCUAAAUUCAGCAUGUGACCUAUAUUUCCACUGACGAAUAAAGCAGAAAUACAAUAAUGACAAUAUACUUAUGGGAAGUUGCUGCCUAAAAAAAUGGUAAGUAUACAACUGCAAUUAAAUGGUUCAGCACCAACAUUAUGCGGUGUAUGUGCACUUGCAAGUGUACACACACACACACACACACACACACACACACACACACACACACACA
Molecule: messenger RNA, 3873 nt
Organism: Schistocerca gregaria
Lineage: Eukaryota; Metazoa; Arthropoda; Insecta; Orthoptera; Acrididae
Product: peptidoglycan-recognition protein SD-like
Exons: 5
Coding region: 134-937 (267 amino acids)
Biological process (GO): peptidoglycan catabolic process
Molecular function (GO): zinc ion binding; N-acetylmuramoyl-L-alanine amidase activity
Source: RefSeq, a predicted model, not a curated record